This is a messenger RNA of Colletotrichum abscissum, 1143 nucleotides long. RefSeq names its product phosphotransferase enzyme family protein. Lineage: Eukaryota; Fungi; Ascomycota; Sordariomycetes; Glomerellales; Glomerellaceae. The transcript has 3 exons. The record is from RefSeq and is a predicted model, not a curated record. The coding region runs from base 1 to 1143 and encodes 380 amino acids.
AUGGCAGGACGCGUGCGACACCCAAUCGACCAGCAGGCGCUGGAACGAUAUAUCGAGAAGAAUGUGCCGCAGAUCAAGACGCCACUGGAAAUUAAACAGUUUGGCUUUGGCCAGUCGAACCCGACAUACCAACUCACCGACGCGACGAACAAGCGCUUCGUGAUGCGCAAGAAGCCCCCCGGAAAGCUUCUCUCCAAGGCCGCGCACAAGGUCGAGCGGGAGCACCGCAUAAUCCACGCCCUCGAGCCCACCGACGUACCGGUCCCCAAGGCCUACUGCCUCUGCGAGGACGAGUCGGUCGUCGGCACCGCGUUUUACAUCAUGGAGUUUCUCGACGGGCGCAUCCUCGAGGACGCGGCCAUGCCCGAGGUCGCCUCACCCGAGGAGCGCAAGGCGCUGUGGAAGGCGGCGACGCUGACGCUGGCGAAGCUACACCGGGUCGCGCCCGAGGACGUCGGCCUGCAGACGUUUGGCAAGAAGAGCGGGUUCUACGAUCGGCAGAUUCAGACGUGGACUACGAUUUGCAAGAGCCAGGCGGCGGCGGUGGAUCUGGAGACGGGGGAAAAGGUUGGGGAUUUGCCGCAUUUUGGGGAGAUGGUUGCGUUUUUUAGCGACAAGAGUCGGCAGCCCAAGGACCGGGGCACGUUGAUUCAUGGGGAUUACAAGAUUGAUAAUCUCGUUUUUCACAAGACGGAGCCGAGGGUGAUUGGUAUUCUGGACUGGGAAAUGUCCACCGUAGGCCAUCCCCUCUCCGACCUCUGCAACUUCCUCCACCCUUACUUCACCGCCUCGCGCGCGGGAAGCGGUCUCUACGCCAACGACGGCUUCCUCCCCGGCGCUACCCCGGGUCUGCCGACGAUCGAGGAGAUUGUCGGGUGGUACACGGCCGAGGCGGCGCAGGCCCCCGCCGGUUCGCCCGUGGGCGGCGGGUGGACGCCCGCGGCGGAGCUGUCGUGGGGCGCGGCGUUUAGCCUGUUCCGGCUGGCGGGCGUGUGUCAGGGCAUCGCGGCGAGGGCGGCGCAGGGGCAGGCGAGCAGUGAGCAGGCGAAGAGGUUUGCUGUUACGAGGGGCCCGUUGGCGGAGUUUGCUUGGGAGCUUGUUGGGAGGAGUCAGGCUGAGAGUGGGGGGAAGGCGAAGUUGUGA